AAAAUUUCAUCAGUGACACUUUGGAGGGUGUGACUGUACGGGAAGUGGAGCAGCAGUUUGAUCCAAAAUUUGAUGAGGUCUGUUGUUUAAGAUAGCAAUUGUUCACAUGGGUAGAUGACAUUCUACAUGAAAUCUUCCUAAGAGAGUUUAAUUUACUGAUUCCAGGCUCGAGCAGUAGUAGAAGGCCAGAUCAUGUCUUUGCGAGGUCAUGCAGAAAGAUAUGGAGUGCCUUCUCCUCCAAAACGAUUGAUAGCAACUGGUAGUUCAUCAGUGAAUCGUGCCUUCCUGUACAUUGCAGCGUGUGUAUUUGGAUGCGAGUUGUACACAGUUCGUAGAUCUGAUUCAGUUUCUCUUGGAGCUGCAUUGAGGGCUGUUCAUGGUUGGCUAUGCAGCGCAAAAGUGGGCGGUAAAGGAUCGGAAAGGGUAUACCCAACAACAACUUGACGAGGUCCGCAUUGAAGUAGCCGACUACUUACAGACUCUGCUGUAGGUUCUGACCAGUUUCUUGAUUUUGAGUUAGGCUAGCUUUUAAUUAACUUUUUUGUAGCAAUUAUGAACAAACAAGAAUACUAAUUGCUAGGCUAGCCUUGUAGUAUAUAGGUGCAUGAAUUGGGGUUUUAUUUUGCCCAUUUUGUAAACUGUUAAGGAUGAUGAAUGUCGGAUAUAAUACCCCAAUUUGCAAUUUAUAAUCACAGUUCUAUUUU
Messenger RNA from Rosa rugosa (rugosa rose), 704 nucleotides. RefSeq names its product xylulose kinase 2-like. Gene Ontology annotation, biological process: carbohydrate metabolic process. The transcript is spliced from 3 exons. Gene Ontology annotation, molecular function: kinase activity. The record is from RefSeq and is a predicted model, not a curated record. The coding region runs from base 193 to 444 and encodes 83 amino acids. Lineage: Eukaryota; Viridiplantae; Streptophyta; Magnoliopsida; Rosales; Rosaceae.